UCGCCCGUGUUGAGCGGGAGACCAGGGGCUUGGCGGACCCUCUUCUUCCCUGUCUUCCCCUGUGGAGGGGGCGAGAGGCUUUCGCUACCACAACGCCGGCGAUGGCUUCGGGGAGCGCAGAGGCACCGCAGGUAGCAGAGCUGAAGGGAGAGCUGCGGCGUCUGGCGGAGGAGCUGAGCCGCUGCCAGGCUGAUAAAGAAUUUGUCUGGUCUCUGUGGAAACAUCUACAAAUGUCAAGUCCAGAUCUUACUCAAGCUGUCAGCUUGGUGGUGGAAAGAGAAAAACAGAAAGCUGAAGUCAAGGACAGAAGGGUUUUAGAGAUUUUGCAAGCCAAAGACAGCAAAAUAAAAACCCUAGAACAGAGACUCACAGGACAGCAGCAGGAAAUAAACAACUUAAUACAAAGAAAAAAUGCUGUGGAUGAGGAAAAUGCCCGUUUGAAGAAUGAAUUCAGUAACUUGUACCAGAAAUUUAAAGAUAAAAGCCAAGAACUUAAGGACACUGAGGAGUGUGCACAGAAAAAGAAAGAGCAAAACAGACUGGUUAUAAAAAAUCUGGAGGCGGAAAAUCAGGGAUUAAAUACAUGCUGUGCUGACCUGUUAAAUGACCUGGAGAAACUGAGGAAGCAGGAGGCACAAUGGAAAACAGAAAAAUCUGGCAGUGAUGCCAGAAUAAAGACUUUGGAAACUGACUUAGCAGAGGCAAGAGAACAAUUGAAAGAGUUGCACAAUAUAUGCAGUAACUUGUCAUCUCAGGUAGCUGUGAAACAGGAAGAACUGACCCAGAAGGACUGUGAUGUGAUAAGGGCUAUGAAGGAGUUACAGGAACUGCAGAAUCUUCACAGUCAAAACACUGAACAUACAGCACAGCAGGCUGAGCUGAUAAAGCAACUUCAGGCUCUCAAUAAUGGUACACAAAAAGUACUGAAAGACCAAGAAGAUGCUCACAUAGCUGAAACAACAUCUUAUCAAAAACUUUAUAAUGAAUUGGCUUCAUGUUUUGAAACUGUUAAAGCAAGUGAAACUCAGCUGCAGCAAAACUGUGCCUCUCUUCAGGAUCAGUUGUGUGGAAAAAAUGAAAGGAUUUGUCAGUUACAAGAGCAACUUCAGCAGGCUCAUGAUGCUUUAAAUGCAAUAUAUCAGAAUCCUCCAAAAUGUAAAGUAAAUGAACCACCUGUGAAACGUUCAAGGUCUCUGUCCCCAAAGAGCUCUUUUAGAGAGUCAGAGGAGCAAAAGAAGCUUAAAAUAGCUGAAAGGAAGAUUGAAAACUUAAAGAAGACACUACAGCUAAAGACUCAAGAAACUGAUGAGCUAAGAGCAGCCCAUGAAAAACACAGAGAGAGGCUGCAGAUGUUACAGACCAACUACAGAGCGCUAAAAGAGCAAUUAAAGCAGUGGGAAGAGGGUGAUAGCAGACUGAAUCCUGAAAAAGAAUUGAAUCAGAUGAAAGUACACCAGUCUGUGGAGCCACUUUUCAAACUUAGUGAAGAUGAUGAAGUCAAGAACAGUACUGCAAAGAAUAGGAAAGAAGUUUCACAUCAAAUGUUACAGAAGGUACAACAGCUAGAAAGAAGAUUCAAAGCUAUUGAAGGGGAAUUAAAGAAACAGAAAGAAGUAAAUGAAGACUUACUGAAGGAAAAAAAAUACUUGGAAGCAUCUUUAAAGGUGCAAAAGGAAGAUGCAGACACCAGAGAAAAUGAGCUGGAAACACUAUUUAAGAGUAUUUGUAAAAUAAAAAAAGACAAAGCAGAACUUCAGCUAGUGAUUGAUGCGCAGGAAAAAGAAGUUGCCUCUUUGAAGGAGCAAGUGGCAGAAGCUAGCAGGUUGAGAAAUGAAAAUGAAGAUUUGCUGAGUCAAGUGCAGGAGCUGAAGUGUUUACUAGGUGAAGCCAAAGCAGUGUCAACCUUUGGGCAAUGUAAUUGCAAGAUAACAGGCACCAAGGUUAAAUUAAAAACAGCCAAGAAAAAGAGCUCUUUGGGGCAUCAUGGAGCUUUUCUCAAACAGUCCAUCAAGGUUAUGAGUAAUGUAUUUGAGAACUUCAGUAAGGACGGCUGGGAGGAUGUGAGUGAAAGCAGUGACCCUGAAAUACCAAAUUCUGAAAGUUUGGAAAUGGUGAUUGCGAACAAAGUACAAAACAUUGAUCCACUGCGAAACAGAAGUAAACAACAGGGAAAAAAGCAAAUACAAGAUAGUCAAAAGCCCUGCAACAUUGUUUGUUUAGAAGGCAAACCCCACCUGUAUAACAAAAAGGGCCAUUCACAAAAUAAAGUCCUAGAAAAAUUACAUUCCAAGAGGAGGAAGAUGUGCUGUCUCACAACAUCAUAUCCAUCAAUUGUAAACAAAGUGAACAGAACAAAAAGAAGAAAUAUCAUUGUCCAGAAACCAUGCUACCCUGUUAAUCUACUACAUGAAAAAAUCAAGGCACUGCAGCAGCAGCUAGCUGUUUUACAAAAUGAAAAAAAGACAGCAGUGUCUUCUGUGAAGGUAUUUAAAGAAAACAAUGAAAAACUAACAAAUGAGCUACAGCUGGCUAAUCAGAGACUUCAAACUAGUAAACUGACCAUAGAGGUGUUGACCUCCAACCUGGCCAAGUGGCAACAGGAGAAGGAAGAUUUACAAGAAAAAUUGAAGUUGAGAGAACAUCUGUCUCUAACUGCUGGAAAGAGUGAAGCCACACCAACUCCUUCAAAGAACAUCGAUUUAGAGAUGAAACAGCUGCAGUGCAAACUAAAGAAUUCGAAUAAUGAAAUCACUAAGCAAUCAACCACCAUUAAGUCAUUAAAAAACGAAGUCCAGGAAAAAGAAGAACGCAUUCAGGAACUACAAGGAAAGAUUUCUCGAUUGGAGAGGAACCUUAAUAUGAAAAGACAUUUGAUAGAAGACUUAAGGUCUCGCCUAAAAGCAAAUCAAGAAAAUGAGAAAACUUGUAAUGAAACCUUACAAAGUCUUGAGAGAAAGGCAAAGACACUGGCUGAAGACUGUUUGAACAAAAAGACUUCCAUUGACUCACUGAAACAGAAGCUUAAUGUAGCUACAAAAGAGAAGUCUCAGUAUGAGCAGAUGUAUCACAAGGCUAAAGAUGAGUUGGAGAAAAAGGAUCACAAGCUUACCAAUCUAAAGAGCAAAAUGACUGAGACUGAAUGUGCCAUGACUGAACUUGAGACUGCUGCAUCUCAACAACUACAUGGCUUGGCUAAACAAAGCAGACAGGCUUUGGAAACUGUACAAAAGCAGCUGCUGCUCACCAAUGACAAAGUAGAACAGUUCAUGACAUUUGUGAAGGCUCUAACUAGAGAGCUACAGCACAGUAUACAAGAGCUGAGAACAAAAAUCAAACAGGCAAAAAAAAAGGGAGAAAUGAGAGUGUGCAAAAAGAGUCUUUCCCAGGAGUCUGUUCAGUUGGCAGUGUCUAUUCUUGAUAUUUCAACAGCUGAUCUUCAGGAGAUAUUAGAAGCAGAAGAUGAUGAGGAAACAGCAAAAACAAAAAUGGAAUUUGAAAACGAUAAAGAAUGGCUGGAAUAUAUACAUAACCUUCUUGAAGCACAGUUUCCUUUUGCUUCAUAUUUAAUGGAUGCCAUACUGCAAAAAUUAAAUGAGAAGAAGAAACUCAUAGAAGAGUACAGUUCUCUUAUGAAACAUACUGUAUAAUAUUGCAAAGACUUAUCUUUGCAAAGUGUGACUAAAAUGUGUGCUAUUUCCUUGCGUCUUUCCUCUUCACAUAAGGAACUGUCAAUAUGCAUGUUCAAUAGAUAAGUAGAAACUGUGAACUAAUUAAUUGUUGAACAAGAAGAAUGAAUUACAUUCCUAUUUAGAAAGGAGUGCGGUGUUUGACUCUUGAAGAGAAAAAUUGCUGCAAAUCAAUGCAACGUAAAAAAAAUUAUUUUCCUUUAAAUACAUUAGCAGUGAACAGCACUGGAGACUUUGUAGAGUGGUAGAGAAAGGAUGUUUUUGAUACAACUAAUACACAUCUGUACAAUUCAUUAAGUACAAAAAGCAGCUAACUCCUGGUUGUACUGGUCAGAACAGUAUAAGUAGGAUUUGCAGAGGAACUGGGAAUAUCAUUGGGAUUUUGAAUACCUAAUUUCAUUUAGCUUCUUUGUAAAUCUAGCUUUAUGCUAUAUGCUACGUAAAAUGAUAUACUUUCUAUACAUUGGAAAAAAAAUGAAAAAAUGAAUGAUUGCAGGAAAAAAG
Melopsittacus undulatus (budgerigar) is the source of this 4190-nucleotide messenger RNA. It is a transcript of the gene CNTLN, whose product is annotated as centlein. The record is from RefSeq and is a predicted model, not a curated record. The transcript has 25 exons. Bases 102 to 3647 code for a protein of 1181 amino acids. Lineage: Eukaryota; Metazoa; Chordata; Aves; Psittaciformes; Psittaculidae. Gene Ontology annotation, cellular component: centrosome; centriole. Gene Ontology annotation, biological process: protein localization to organelle; centriole-centriole cohesion.